This is a messenger RNA of Metarhizium brunneum ARSEF 3297, 1089 nucleotides long. It is a transcript of the gene rax1, whose product is annotated as Protein rax1. NCBI's taxonomy places the organism in Eukaryota, Fungi, Ascomycota, Sordariomycetes, Hypocreales, Clavicipitaceae. Gene Ontology annotation, cellular component: plasma membrane. The record is from RefSeq and is a predicted model, not a curated record. Gene Ontology annotation, biological process: intracellular protein localization.
AUGGCCGAUAAUGACCGCCUGGCGACGCCGCCGCAUCUACCAGAUGUGGCGAGAAAUCGACUCCCGACGCUUUUUGAAGUGCUGAGCCGGCGAACGCUGCCACCGGUGGACUUGUUUUCAUUCUACAUUUAUAUGCGAGACCAACAGAGGUCAGUUGAUUAUCUCGAUUUCUGGCUGGAUGUCGCCCAACACAUGUCGCUGUGCCGACACUAUGUGCGCGAGCUGCGACGAUCUGUUCUUGUUGCGACGCCGGACAUUGAGAAGACGAAUUCAAAGCGAUCAUCGCAAAUUCUGGAGAAUAUUGGGGAUUUGGAAUCGCGCCCAGCUGGACCGUCAAUGUAUUCGACCGAGAAGGAGAGGGACCAAGAUGCUCAAAUGUCAGCCUUUUUGCGCGAGGAACAGACCCAAGACUCCCCUCACAGUGGCUCUGGUAUUGCCCGACCCAGCCCUCCCUUCAGCACGCCUCGCGAUUUGACUGAUUCGAACUCGCCAUCUCAUACUGUUGCCCGACAAGAUAUCAGAGCAUCUGCGGAGAAGAUCUUGUAUACCUUCCUGCUUCCUGGGGCAGAGCGAGAAAUUACCCUUCCCGGAUCUAUUACGCAAGAUGUUACGACUGCCAUUGAGGAAUAUGGCCGCGAUGAUCCAGAGGUGUUCGAUGUUGCCAAAGACUACGUUUUCCAAGCUAUGGAGCGGGAUGCCUUUCCUGGGUUCUUGAGGAUGAAGGCCCUGGGCAACUUGAUUCCUCCUACUCUUGUGAUGCGUCUUAUCAUUGGACUGGUUUCUAUGUUUGGAGCGUUUUGGGCAGCAUUCAUUCUCAUAUUUCUGGACAAGUCUCGUCAGACGAGAUGCUGGCUCAUACUGCCAUUCACCGUUGGUGUCUAUUUCUUAUCCUCGUACCAAUACUCGUUGGAUCCGAUCAUGGCCCUCAUUGGCUACAGUGAAUACACGCCUUUUAAUUUUUCGCGAAUUCGAGAACCCUAUGUUCGUCAGCUUCUUGCCAAGCGAGCCAUGAUGGUAUUGGCCAUUACCAUUCUCAUCGAUGCGGCUCUUUGCGUUCUGUUUAUUCUCGUACCAGGCAAGAGGCUGUGA